GGUAGACCUUUGCCUAAACAAAUUUUAUUUGUACUCGGAGUUCUAUUAAACUUUGCCCAUCACCUUGUCCACCUCUCUUUCUUUGAGAAAUUCUGUCUCCUGCUCCAAGCAAAGCUUUCACCUUUAUUUUAUUCUCUCAGCCUUUGCUAUUUCUUUCUCUCUCCUUUUUAGCUUCUGGGUUUCUGUGCUCUUUAUUGCUUUCAUUACCUUCAUUGAGAUCUGGUUUCAAGGUAUGGGUUUUUAUGGCACUAACUCUAGAACCAUAAGCACAAAGAAUGGCCUAAAUGCUCUCUACAAUACACCUGCAGAACACUGCUUUGACUGUAAUGAGCAUAAAAUCCGAGUUCUUUUCAUAAGGAUGAUUAGGAAUUUUGGCUUGGCAUGUUUUCUGCCUCCUCGGCGGAGGAGAGGCUUGGGGAGGAAUCAUGGCAACUGUGAGAAGAAAUCUGGGAACAGUUUGGAGAACAAGGCAUGGUUGCUUGCAGAGUCUGGUGGGACUGGAGCAGAAUUGACUACUGCCGAGCCACAAUCUGUGCACUCGUCUUUCAGGUUUAGUUUAUGCUCUCAAGUGGAGCUUGAGGACAUGAAUGCGACAUCUUUGACCUCUGCUACGGUUUUAAUGGUGAAUUUAGAUAAUGGGUUUAGUGAGGCAAGAACUAAGGAGAUGAAAUGGAGAAGGAUUGAGUCUCUUGAGAGAACCAUCUCACCCGUUGCCAAUUCUUUGGUUAGGCUCAGCUAUGGUGAAAUUCUUGCAGCUACUCGAAAUUUCUCUAAAGGCAGAGUUUUGGGAAGAGGAGCUUUGAGCUUUGUUUUCAGGGGUAGAAUUGGGUUUUUAAGGACUGCUGUGGCUAUUAAGAGACUGGAUAAGGAAGACAAGGAGUCCCCUAAGUCCUUUUGUAGAGAAUUGAUGAUUGCUAGUUCUCUUCACAACCCAUAUAUUGUUCCUCUUUUGGGGUUUUGUAUUGAUCCUGAGGAGGGCCUGUUCUUGGUGUACAAGUAUGUCUCCGGUGGAAGCUUAGAGCACCAUUUGCACGAGAAGGACAAGGGAGUCAAGACACAGUCUACGGGGCUUCCUUGGUCUGUGAGGUUUAAGGUUGCCUUAGGAAUUGCAGAGGCAGUAGCAUAUUUACACAAUGGAACUGAAAGAUGCGUUGUUCAUAGAGACAUUAAACCCUCUAACAUUCUCCUUUCUUCCAAGAAAACACCAAAGUUGUGUGACUUUGGAUUAGCUAGUUGGACAUCAGCACCCUCAGUUCCAUUUCUUUGCAAAACUGUUAAAGGAACAUUUGGUUAUUUAGCUCCCGAGUAUUUCCAACACGGAAAAGUAUCUGAUAAGACUGAUGUUUAUGCUUUUGGGGUUGUCUUGUUGGAACUGUUAACUGGACGGAAGCCAAUUGAGGCAAGAAGGCCUCCAGGAGAAGAGAAUUUGGUUCUUUGGGCAAAACCUCUCUUGCAUAGAGGAGUGGCAGCUGCUGAAGAGUUGCUUGACCCGCGGCUGAAAUGCCGUUUGAAGAAUUCAACUCAAAUAGCAAGAAUGAUUCAAGCUGCAGCCGCCUGCAUAAGUAAUGAAGAAUCUCAAAGGGCAGGCAUAUUUGAAAUUAUGGCCAUACUGAAAGGUGAAGAAGUACCAUUUUAUUCUUUUAGAAAGAGGUCCAAUUUUUCUGGAAUCAUUGAUUGUUACCCUCAAUUACAACAGACCAAAAGUGAGAUGAAUAGUCACUUAGCUUUGGCAAUGCUAGGAGUUUCAGAGUUUGAGGAUGAUGAUCAUCUUUACCGUCGCUGAAACGUACUGUCAAUAUAAUCUACGUUUUAACUAUUUAUAGUUUCAACCAGUUUUUCUUGCUUUGCAUGCUUGAGGAGAAAGAACUAGGCUGAAAAUUAAAAAAAAAAAAAAAUAAUAAUAAUAAAGAAAAAGGUAUUCA
Molecule: messenger RNA, 1922 nt
Organism: Rubroshorea leprosula
Lineage: Eukaryota; Viridiplantae; Streptophyta; Magnoliopsida; Malvales; Dipterocarpaceae
Source: the annotation of a GenBank genome assembly